GCCGCGGCGCCUCGUGCCGGGGAGCCAUCGCUGCAGCCCGAGGCCGGGUCCCGGGUCGGGGGCUGCAAGGGGAGGCGACGGCGGCGGCGGCGAGAGCCCCACCGGGGGCCUGGGACUGGGGAACUGCCUCCGGCUUCACGAUGCCAGUAUGGACAGAAUAGCUUAUGAUGCUUCUCCCCACCCACCACUUCCGAGACAUUGAGCGGAAGCCAGAAUACCUCCAGCCAGAGAAGUGUGUCCCACCUCCCCACCCCGGUCCUGUGGGAACCAUGUGGUUUAUCCGCGACGGCUGUGGCAUUGCCUGUGCCAUUGUCACCUGGUUUCUGGUCCUCUAUGCGGAGUUUGUGGUCCUCUUUGUCAUGCUGAUUCCAUCCCGAGACUACGUGUACAGCAGCAUCAACGGAAUCGUGUUCAACUUGCUGGCCUUCUUGGCUCUGGCUUCCCACUGCCGGGCCAUGCUGACGGACCCCGGAGCAGUGCCCAAAGGAAAUGCCACUAAAGAAUUCAUCGAGAGUUUACAGCUGAAGCCCGGACAGGUGGUGUACAAGUGUCCCAAAUGCUGCAGCAUCAAGCCUGACCGAGCCCACCACUGCAGCGUUUGUAAGCGGUGUAUUCGGAAGAUGGACCACCACUGUCCCUGGGUCAAUAACUGUGUCGGCGAGAACAACCAGAAGUACUUCGUCCUGUUUACAAUGUACAUAGCUCUCAUUUCCCUGCACGCCCUCAUCAUGGUGGGAUUCCACUUUCUGCACUGCUUUGAAGAAGACUGGACAACCUACGGACUGACCAGGGAAGGGACAGCAGAGGCCCAAAUCUCUCUUCAUGAAAAAAAGCAGCCCCCUAAAGUCAGUUCCACAGAGUGCAGCUCCUUCUCGCCGCCGACGACAGUGAUCCUCCUCAUCCUGCUGUGUUUCGAAGGGCUGCUCUUCCUCAUCUUCACCUCCGUGAUGUUCGGGACGCAGGUGCACUCCAUCUGCACAGACGAAACGGGCAUCGAGCGCCUCAAGCGAAAGCACCAGCCCAGGGAGCGCAGGGGCAGCUGGAAGUCAGUGAAAGAGACCUUUGGUGGGGACUUCUCCCUGAACUGGUUCAACCCCUUCUCCGGACCCUGCGACCCAGAGCCUCUCAGUGACAGGGACUGGGUGCGGCAGGCGGCCUCGCUGUCCGAAACAGACAACACGGAGACCACAGAGGAGCAGUCAGAGGAGAGGAAGGACGAGGACUCCGUGGAGGUGACAGAUGAGUGAAGCUGCCGUGGCGGGGGGGGCCAGAAACUGGAAAGCCGCUGGCAACCUGGACGUGGGCGUCGUGGCCCCGGCGUGGCUGGGACGUGCCGCCCUGCACCCCAGCCCCCCACCCAUCCCCGCAGGCUGCUUGCGGCCACGGCCAUCCCCUGUACACCCUCCUCCUCUCCCCAAGUUGGGCCAGGUCUUGGUGAAGGGCGGACGGGGGCAGCAGGAGGAGGAGAGAGUCCCGGAGGCCGUCCAAGAAGAGUCUGCCCGGCGCGGGACUGGGUGUCCUUCCGAGACGGGGCGCCCCCCCGCACCUGCCACGGCCCCACCAGCAAUGAAAGCUCUGCGCGGAGCAGCGCAGGGGCGGAAAAGAACUUGCCUUUGGCUUUUCUCGGGAUGUCUGUCUUCUUUGGGGGGUGGACGGAGCCCGAACGAUGUUAGGAUGGAAGGACAGAGCAGGGCUGGCCUUGGGGACCCGGGGCAGGACACCCACAUCCGAGCAGACCAGCCUGGAAAGGGUGCCGCGUCCCAGCUGCUCCCUGGAGAGGCUCCCCCGAGCCUGUGAAAACCAGGAGACGGGUGCGGCUGCGCGGGUCCGGCUCAGUCUGAGGAGGACCCCGCACCGGGCUAGUCACACACACACACACACACACACACACGCAGGCCGCACCCAAGUGGGCGAGGACAGUAACUGUGUCCUGACAGCAGUGCCACACUCAGCCCCCAUGCCGUUCCACAGACAUUAGACUCGGCACGGAGGCGGACAGCGGGGAGCCACCCAGCGGUCAGGGUUGGGGAGAGGCCCUGUGGAGAGGGGGACAGACCUCCGCCUGGACAGAGUCUCACAACCCACACGGGCAGAACUGACCAGAAAUCUCUCGGGCCUGGGUUUUAAGCCCACUGCUCACAAGAUAGGGUCCAUUUCAUCUCUCUGAGGGGGAUGGGUGGUGACCACAGACUACAGACCGAUGAACCAGGAAGACAGACAGACGGACACACACACACACCCCACUUUGUCAGGAUGAGCCUGAUUGAAGCCCAGGGUUACCUACUCAGAGGGGCUGGUGUUCCCAGAGUCACCUGUCCUGAUCCCGGCGCAGGGCCCUCGGAAGACAUCCCAUAAGGGGUGAUGGCAGACCUCCAGAGCCCCCAGGCCGCGGGCCUGUCUUCCUGGUCCGCAUCAGCUUUAUUUACUUAUGUCGAUGCCGAGAGACCUGGUCAGCUCCAAAGGCCAUGCCCUUGCCAUCUGGGAAGGCCAGGCCCACUAGCCACUCUGGGAGAGCCGUUGUCCCAUCACAGAGGCCUGUCCUUUGUUGUCCUAACCUGGAAAGCAGCCUGGGGUUGAGGGGUGGGGGGCAGACAGCCGACUGGAUACCAAAGACUGUACCCCGUGGAGAAAGGCAAUGCUACCCCGGGAGCCCUCAAGGAGGUGGCCAUUACAAUAAGGGAAGGGGGUCCCCUGGUCACCGGGGGCAGCGUCGGUCUCCACUGACUUAAGGCCGGUGGUCAGAGGGCUGCUGAGAUUCCAGCGGCCCCGGAACCAGCUCUGAGUGCCUGGUGGCUAUGGGAGGCCUGUCACCCAUGGUCAGACGGGCCCCCUGCCCACAGAGCUCAUCUCGAGCUGGAGCUCGGCGGCAGGAGUCCUGGUUCGGGGGGCCCAGACGGGGCCACGUGGGAGCUGUGACCCACCCAACCCCGAGCUUCCUGUCCUCACUGUCCUCCCGUCACCACUGACACAGUGGCCUUCCCUCCAGGCGCGGCAGCUGCCAACAGCCUAACACUGUGCUUGCUUCGAACUGACAGGAUCGCAGCUGUUGUCAAAACGACGAGGGCCACAGCGGGGGAGACUGGGCACAAACCCCCACCUUAUGCUCUGAAUAAAAAGCUUUUUGCUUGA
Messenger RNA from Mustela lutreola (European mink), 3129 nucleotides. It is a transcript of the gene ZDHHC3, whose product is annotated as zinc finger DHHC-type palmitoyltransferase 3. The transcript is spliced from 8 exons. Gene Ontology annotation, cellular component: endoplasmic reticulum; Golgi apparatus. Bases 165 to 1247 code for a protein of 360 amino acids. The record is from RefSeq and is a predicted model, not a curated record. Gene Ontology annotation, biological process: protein targeting to membrane; peptidyl-L-cysteine S-palmitoylation. NCBI's taxonomy places the organism in Eukaryota, Metazoa, Chordata, Mammalia, Carnivora, Mustelidae. Gene Ontology annotation, molecular function: protein-cysteine S-palmitoyltransferase activity.